Messenger RNA from Coregonus sp. 'balchen', 23457 nucleotides. NCBI's taxonomy places the organism in Eukaryota, Metazoa, Chordata, Actinopteri, Salmoniformes, Salmonidae. The record is from the annotation of a GenBank genome assembly.
AUGUACCCCAACGCAGCGCCAGCAGGUCGCCCACCCUACAACCCCAAACGCGUGCAUAGUAAUGGACUACCCCUGGCCUUCCAACACCACCAGCGACUAACUGAGGCUCAGCGAAACAUCACUAACUCAAAGGCAAUCGCAUGGAAUAAUGUGCCUGGGUGGGUCUUUCUUUGCUUGUAUGUAUAUCUAAACAGAUUAUUGAGAACGCGUUUUCAUGCUAUAUUCCAUUUACCCUUGCGGACCCAACUCUAACCUACAUCCCGAGAUAGCUAGCAUGCUAACUAGUUAUUCAGUCAGAUAAUAUGCCAUAGACCAUGGUUCCCCAACAGGUGACCUGCGGGCCGAAUUUGUGCCCGGGGGUGAUUUUUUUAUUUGUACCCCCAAGUUUUCUUCUUCUAUUGUUGGUCAUAAAAGACAGUAAAACACAAUCAAAUCAGCUCCAAGUGAGUUUAAUUUUGGAAAUCUGUUCCAAAGUAUUCCCAUGCACAAAGAUAUCUCUCUCUCUCUCUCUCUCUCUAUAUAUAUAUAUAUAUAUAUAUAUAUAUAUAUAUAUAUAUAUAUAUAUAUAUAUAUAUAUAUAUAUAUAUAUAUAUAUAUGUGUAAGCAAGGUUUGAAAUUAUGUUUUAGUCAAAUAUUAUAUCAGUUUGGGUUUCUUGCGGUCUACAAAUUAUUUUAAAUUAUGUUAAGGCCCCCUGAAAAAAUUGGUCCAGGCUGAAUCUUGUUGAUGAUCCAUGCCAUAGACUUUUUGGAAGAGGUCCUCUCAACAGAAUGUUGAAAACAAUUUUAUUUUUGUGUCUAGGGGGUUGGUCCUUAUGCAGACACAAUUUAAGAUAAAAUAUCCACAAUAAAGUAUUAUUGAACAGACUUUCCCAACGUUGGUCUGCUGUAUACUACCUUUCCAGUUUCCUCACCUGACAAAUCACUUCCUCUUUGCUUCACCUCACGUCAAAAUAAAUCCUGCAUUUGCGCUAUUUGCUAAAUAAAUACAUCAUAUGCGCAAGCAAUACAGAAUGAAAAUGUGUUCUCUUUAGUUUGUAAUGGCUACUUGUAUGUACUUCUCCCUCUCUUAGCUCUGGUUAUCGACUGCUGAGGUAGUUCAUGCUGGUGUGUUAUUCUCACUGUGUGUGUGUGUGUGUGUGUAGUUUCCAUGGUCGGCCUCAUCCCGCAGGUCCUCAUCUGAUUCCACCCUAUGAUUGGAAGCCCAGUCCCAGCACCCAACCUCUUUCUCCUCCUCCACCUGCUCUUCAUGCAUCUGCACUGGUCAACAGAAGGAAGUAAGGAUUGUUUGUUCUUUCUGUCAUUUUUCUUACUGCACCUUUUCAUUAGUUCAGGCACCAUUUCCCAACAUCAGACCUGUGAGGUUGCAGUGUACCUUGAGUCUAACGUGUCUGUGUGUCUUCCUCUCUCCUGUGUGUGUGCACGUGCAUACGUAUGUCUUCCUCUCCUGUGUGUGCGCGUUUGUGUGCUUGUAUGUCUCCUCCCUAUGUUUACUAGGAGGCACAGUGGAGACCACAGCCCAUAUAAUUUGAAGAGGCAGCGCUUCAGUUCCCCUGUCCCCCACCAUGGCAGUCCUCCUGAAGCCUGCUGCUCUCCCGCUGUACCCCACCCUGGCCCCAGGGAAACCCAGUCUACCUGGACCCAGCGCUCCCCUCUCAGUCCCCAGCCCUCUGCCCCACGGAUGCCACCUCUGUGGGGAGAGAGACCUGGUAGCCCACUGCAGGCCUAUGCCAAGGUAAGCCUCAGGAUCAUGAUAAUAAUGCAUAUUAUACACUACAUGACCAAAAGUAUGUGGACACCUGCUCGUCGAACAUCUCAUUCCAAAAGCAUGGUCAUUAAUAUGGAGUUCGUCCCCCCUUUGCUGCUAUAACAGCCUCCACUCUUCUAGGAAAGAUUUCGGGCACUGAUUUUGGGUGAUUGGGCAUGGCUCGCAGUCGGCAUUCCAAUUCAUCCCAAAGGUGUUCGAUGGGGUUGAGGUCAGGGCUCUGUGCAGGCCGAGUUCUUCCACAUUGAUUUUGUCAAACCAUUUCUGUGUGGACCUUGCUUUGUGCAUGGGGGCAUUGUCAUGCUGAAACAGGAAAGGGCCUUCCCACAAAGUUGGAAUCACAGAAUCGUCUAGAAUGCCAUUGUAUGAUGAAGCGUGAUUCAACACUUCAGAGAACGCAUUUCCACUGCUCCAGAGUACAAUGGCUUUACACCACUCCAGCCGACGCUUGGCAUUGCGCAAAGUUAUCUUAGGCUUGUGUGCGGCCAUGGAAACCCAUUUCAUGAAGAACAGUUCUUGUGCUGACGUUGCUUCCAGAGGCAGUUUGGAACUCGGUAGUGAGUGUUGCAACCGAGGACAGACUAUUUUUAUGCGCUAUGCGCUUCAGCACUUGGCGGUCCUGUUCUGUGAGCUUGUGUGUGUGGCCUACCACUUCGCGGCUGAGCUGUUGUUGCUCCUAAACGUUUCCACUUCAUAAUAACAGCACUUAGUUGACCGUUGCAGCUCUAGCAGGUCAGAAAUUUGACGAACUGACUUGUUGGAAAGGUUACAUCCUAUGACGGUGCUACGUUGAGUCACUGACCUCUUCAGUAAGGCCAUUCUACUGCCAAUGUUUGUCUAUGGAGAUUGCAUGGCGGUGUGCUCUAUUUUAUAAACCUGUCAGCAACGGGUGUGGCUGAAAUAGCUGAACCCACUCAUUUGAAGGGGUGUCCUUAUACUUUUGUAUAUAUAGUGUAUGUGUAACGGUUUUCUUUUUAUCUAACCGGGGUGUUUACAUUCACAUUCACAUGGAUAUACAGUACCAGUCAAACGUUUGGACACACCUACUCAAGGGUUUUUCUUUAUUUUGACUAUAUUUUAUGUUGUAGAAUAAUAGUGAAGACAUCAACACUAUGAAAUAACACAUAUGGAAUCAUCUAGUAACCAAAAAAGUGUUAAACAAAUCAAAAUAUAUUUUAUAUUUGAGAUUCUUCAAAUAGCCACCCUUUGCCCUGAUGACAGCUUUGGACACUUGGCAUUCUCUCAACCAGCUUCACCUGGAAUGCUUUUCCAACAGUCUUGAAGAAGUUCCCACAUAUGCUGAGCACUUGUUGGCUGCUUUUCCUUUACGCUGCCGUCCGAUUAAUCCCAAACCAUCUCAAUUGGGUUGAGGUCGGGGGAUUGUGGAGGCCAGGUCAUCUGAUGCAGCACUCCAUCACUCUCUUUCUUGGUACAAUAGCCCUUACACAGCCUGUAUGUGUGUUGGGUUAUUGUCCUGUUGAAAAACAAAUGAUAGUCCCACUAAGCCCAAACCAGAUGGGAUGGCGUAUCUCUGCAGAAUGCUGUGGUAGCCAUGCUGGUUAAGUGUGCCUUGAAUUCUAAAUGAAUCACAGCCAGUGUCACCAGCAAAGCACCGCCACACCAAAACACCACCUUCAUGCUUUACGGUGGGAAGUACACAUGCGGAGAUCAUCCGUUCACCCACACCGCGUCUCACAAAGACACAGCGGUUUGAACCAAAAAUCUCACAUUUGGACUCCAGGUCUAAUGUCCAUUGUUUGUGUUUUUUGGCCCAAGCAGGUCUCUUCUUAUUAUUGGUGUCCUUUAGUAGUGGUUUCUAUGCUGCAAUUCGACCAUGAAGGCCUGAUUCACGCAGUCCCCUCUGAACAGUUGAUUUUGAGAUGUGUCUAUUACUUGAACUGUGAAGCAUUUUUGAGGCAGGUAACUCUAAUGAACUUAUCCUCUGCAGCAGAGGUAACUCUGGGUCUUCCAUUCCUGUGGCGGUCCUCAUGAGAGCCAGUUUCAUCAUAGCGUUGGAUGGUUUUUGCAACUGCAUUUGAAGAAAAGUUCUUGACAUUUUCCGUAUUGACUGACCUUCAUGUCUUAGAAAUUAUGGACUGUCGUUUCUCUUUGCUUAUUUGAGCUGUUCUUGCCAUAAUAUGGACUUGGUCUUUUACCAAAUAGGGCUAUCUUCUGUAUACCCCCCUACCUUGUCACAACACAACUGAUUGGCUCAAACGCAUUAAGACUGAAAUAAAUUCCACAAAUUAACUUUUAAGAAGGCACACCUGUUAAUUGAAAUGCAUUCCAGGUGACUAAGCUGGUUGACAGAAUGCCAAGAGUGUGCAAAGCUGUCAUCAAGGCAAAGGGUGGCUAUUUAAAGAAUCUCAAAUAUAAAAUACACUGCUCAAAAAAAUAAGGAGAACACUUUAAUAACACAUCCUGAAUGAAUGAAAUAAUCUUAUUAAAUACUUUUUUCUUUACAUAGUUGAAUGUGCUGACAACAAAAUCACACAAAAAUUAUCAAUGGAAAUCAAAUGUAUCAACCCAUGGAGGUCUGGAUUUGGAGUCACCCUCAAAAUUAAAGUGGAAAACCACACUACAGGCUUAUCCAACUUUGAUGUAAUGUCCUUAAAACAAGUCAAAAUGAGGCUCAGUAGUGUGUGUGGCCUCCACGUGCCUGUAUGACCUCCCUACAACGCCUGGGCAUGCUUCUGAUGAGGUGGCGGAUGGUCUCCUGAGAGAUCUCCUCCCAGACCUGAAUUAAAGCAUCCACAUCCUGGACAGUCUGUGGUGCAACGUGGCGUUGGUGGAUGGAGCGAGACAUGAUGUCCCAGAUGUGCUCAAUUGGAUUCAGGUCUGGGGAACGGGCGGUCCAUAGCAUCAAUGCCUUCCUCUUGCAGGAACUGCUGACACACUCCAGCCACAUGAGGUCUAGCAUUGUCUUGCAUUAGGAGGAACCCAGGGCCAACCGCACCAGCAUAUGGUCUCACAAGGGGUCUGAGGAUCUCAUCUCGAUACCUAAUGGCAGUCAGGCUACCUCUGGCGAGCACAUGGAGGGCUGUGCGGCCCCCAAAGAAAUGCCACCCCACACCAUGACUGACCCACCGCCAAACCGGUCAUUCUGGAGGAUGUUGCAGGCAGCAGAACGUUCUCCAUGGCGUCUCCAGAAUGUCACAUCUGUCACGUGCUCAGUGUGAACCUGCUUUCAUCUGUGAAGAGCACAGGGCGCCAGUGGCGAAUUUGCCAAUCUUGGUGUUCUCUGGCAAAUGCCAAACGUCCUGCACGGUGUUGGGCUGUAAGCACAACCCCCACCUGUGGACGUCGGGCCCUCAUACCACCCUCAUGGAGUCUGUUUCUGACCGUUUGAGCAGACACAUGCACAUUUGUGGCCUGCUGGAGGUCAUUUUGCAGGGCUCUGGCAGUGCUCCUCCUUGCACAAAGGCGGAGGUAGCAGUCCUGCUGCUGGGUUGUUGCCUUCCUACGGCCUCCUCCACGUCUCCUGAUGUACUGGCCUGUCCCCUGGUAGCGCCUCCAUGCUCUGGACACUACGCUGACAGACACAGAAACCUUCUUGCCACAGCUCGCAUUGAUGUGCCAUCCUGGAUGAGCUGCACUACCUGAGCCACUUCACUUGUGUGGGUUGUAGACUCCGGCUCAUGCUACCACUAGAGUGAAAGCACCGCCAGCAUUCAAAAGUGACCAAAACAUCAGCCAGGAAGCAUAGGAUCUGAGAAGUGGUCUGUGGUCACCACCUGCAAAACCAGUCCUUUAUUAGGGGUGUCUUGCUAAUUGCUUAUAAUUUCCACCUGUUGUCUAUUCCAUUUGCACAACAGCAUGUGAAAUGUAUUGUCAAUCAGUGUUGCUUCCUAAGUGGACAGUUUGAUUUCACAGAAGUGUGAUUGACUUGGAGUUACAUUGUGUUGUUUAAGUGUUCCCUUUAUUUUUUUGAGCAGUGUAUAUUUUGAUUUGUUUAACACUUUUUUGGUUACUAGAUGAUUCCGUAUGUGUUAUUUCAUAGUUUUGAUGUCUUCACUAUUAUUCCACAAUGUAGAAAAUAGUAAAAAUAAAGAAAAACCCUUGAAUGAGUAGGUGUGUCCAAACUUUUGUCUGGUAGUGUACACAAACAAAUAUUAGAGAUCAUGGGAAAACAAGUCCCAGUGGGAUAGGCAGUGUGAUUCAGCACAUGUUGUGUGUUGUCUCUCAGCUGAGUGGUCAGAUGGUGGACCUGUUUGAAGCAUGCCAGCAGCAGUCGGCUGACCUGGAGUGGAAAGAGCUGUGCAGAGCUCGACUACAGAGGGAGAUCCAGAGACUCUUCCCAUGUAUGUAUCUCACACACACAAAACUCACCUGGUAAAAUAAGGAAUAAAAAUGUCGUCCUAUUGUCAUUAAUUUUCUCAGUGGCGAGGUUGUACUUGGCUGGUUCUUCUCUGAAUGGUUUUGGCAGCAGGAACAGUGAUGCUGACCUCUGUCUGGUCAUCCAAGCAGCACCGGUGAGUGCAUCAAUUACUUAUAACACACACACCAUUUUGAAUGGUCUAGUAACUUACAUUGUGCUUUUAUUGUCUCAUAUCUUUAUAUGAAUAAGAUGCCCAUUUACCAUGUCUGUGUCUGUAAGGUGGACCAGAGGAAUGAUGCUGUCUAUGUACUCGGUCUCAUCCAGCAGCUCUUUUACAGGCUCUGUGAGUACUAACUUUUUUAAAGGGGCAAUCUGCCAUUGGUACAUCCAUUUUUUUACUUUUAAAUUAAUGAUAUACACCCAUUAAUUCUUGAAGAAUAUAACUUAUAAAUGCCUCAUGAGCUUAGUUCAACUAUCAUCAGAACCCAAAAUGUAAGCUUGAUUUCCUCCAUUUGUAAACAGUGUAGUUGUAAACAAACACUGUAUAGCCUUACAACAUGGUUAAAUCUAUAGAUUAAAACAAACAUUUGAUUGGUUACAUUUUCUCCAGCAGGUGAUGGCUGUGUUGUUGUUUGAACUGCAGAUUGCACCUUUAACAUAAACACAUUUCAGCUGUGUGUCCUGGAAUGUCUCUCAAUACUCUUCAUCAACUUCCUUUUCUUGUCUCCUCUCCCUUUCUCCUCUCCAUUAUGAGCACUAGUAAGUGAAAGGACUGGAUAGAGUUCUGCCUUAUUGUUACACCAAAUUGCUUUCACGUGUCAGAUCAUUGGGCUUGACCCAUCCUGUUUCAUGGGAUCAAGUAAUAAUGAAACAUGGAGAUGUUCUGAUAAAGGAGCAGCCCUAUUUCUCCCCAGUGGCCUCUAGAGUGAGCUGUAGGUAACUAAAAUUGUGUGUGCAAUAGGGCUGACCCCAUUUAGUUGACUGGUCAAUUGUUUGGUAGAUAGGCUGUUGGUUGACCGAGAUUUCUUUAGUCAAGUGGACUGAUCCAUUGUGGAGGCCGUGGGGAUGGCACAGUCUUAAGACGUGCUUCUGAAAUUGUGUAUUGUUAUAUUACAUUAGAGAAACGGUGCAACACUAAUACAAAUAUUAUUUUAUUUGGAUCGAACCCAGAACCCUGGCGCCAUGCUCUACCAACUGAGCUACAUGGGACUAUAACCACAUCAGUGCACUGUUGAAUUGGCGCCUUUUCCUAGACCAUGUUGCUAUGUGCAUAAUAGCAAAGUUAACCCGCAUAUUGGUGUUGAGAACAAUGCCGCGGAGGCAGCAGCAGAAUGAGGAGAUGGGAAAACAGCCCUCACCUUAUUGUCUAAGAAAAGUGAGGAGAGAGGAAACCCCAACUUAAUUAGGUCUAUAAUCAAUAGCCUAACUGUUAAAUGUGCCUGGCUUUAUAAAUCAUCCAUAUAUAUCUACAGAAAUAAGACAGAUCCUGCUUCUGUUGCAUGUUUGAGUGUUUGUUUAAUAGCCUACUGAUUCAGUGAGCACCAAGCCUCACGCAACGACAUGUCAAGUAAAUAAAUUCGGCUCUUUUUAAUAUUUGCUUUGCUGUAAUAAAUGCUUUACACUUUUUUUUUUUUUUUGAACAGCCUCUCUGGUAUUAUUUAUAGUUGAUUUAGUGUUUACACUGUUCCAAAUUGUCCAAAAUCAUAUUUAUAAUAAUAACACUCCUUUUUCUUGAUCUCCUUAUUAUUAUUAUUAUAAUAAGUAAUGUAAUUGUCAUUAGUAGGCUUAGUAUAGCAGCAUUGUAUAACCACCAUCGAGCUGUAGGCCUAAGAGCACAUCCUGUUUAGUCUUAAUACCGUAACUUACUUAGGCCUAUAUUUCAAUACUUCUAUAGGCUACUGUAUCAAUCAUUCAUUUGUAAACGUCAUCACACAGCAUACGAGUGAUUCAUGAUUUGAAAUGCAAUCAAGCAUUUUAGUUUUAAAAAUAAAGCGAGCCUUGAAUAAUUAGCUUAAACAAUAAACAGUUCAAUUUCGGAAAUUGUAUUCACAAAUGAAUGCUGCUGUUUUUAGUCUUUGCUGUAAUAAAGGCGAAACAUAUAUAUAUUUUUUUACAACAGACUCUCUGGUACGCUUAUACUUUAUUUAGUGUUUUACAUUGUUCCAAACGGUCAGAAAAAGUAUAUUGUAAGCUCUACAGCAUCUGUUUGGCACACAUAAUAUGCACUCAGUGCUUGCUGCUUACCUUCUUUUUCUUGAUCUCCAGUACUUUCCACAACUAGUUACAUUUGUUCCACACAUCAGACUUUCCCUUUACCACCUGAGCAACCUGUAAAUAUUCCCUUGUUUCGAGUUUGUCACGUCCUCUGCAUCCAUUUUGCUGUCACAUGUUACGGUGUUCAGAGUUUGUUAUAACCAAUUUAUUGACGGGAUUAUGAUAUGGUAUAGGCACUGCCUGCCCGCUCAUUAGGCAGGAUUAGGUGGCUUGGCCUUUUUAGGUGAGCGCUGAUGCCGCCCUUUGAUAAGCAGUGCCCACUUUGUCAAAGGCAGGGAUGCAAAAUAUUUUACUUGUUCAUUCCUAGCGCACCUCUCCAGGGUGCUGUUGUAGAGACGCAUCUCUGCACCUCUCCACCAACGAUGAGUCAAAAAAAGUUAUAAUAAUCUAACAAAUCAUGUAUUAGAUAUAGGAUAUGGUAGAAAGAGUAUGUGGCCUUUCUGUAGCCUACAGGCUGGAGAUAAAAUGUAUGCCAAUGUAAUAAGACGGACACUUUUUACAUCAGGUUUCUCCGAUCAAAUAGCCUAAACUAAAUGGCGCUCAAUCAAAAAAUGUUUUUGCUGUCAUGUUAAUAAAGCAACAUAUCCUAAAAACAGGACAGGUCAAAGUAAAAUGGAUGAUAUGGAAUGGACAAUCACAACUGUUGUCCAGGAGUUUCAACCCAUUGUCAUGAUCAGUGGUUUCAAGUUUGUAUCUGUAAAUUUUUUGGCAAGCUGAUCGUAGCGAAAAAGAAAAUGCUCAUGCAUUUCCCACUGUAUAAACACAUAGCAAAUAGUCUUGCGAUAACUCCUGAUAAAGUUGGUCAGCUGAUAUUCAGAACUUAAAUAGCCAAAUUGAUUAGUCACAGGAAUCAGGACUAAUAAAGCCAAUGCAAUGGCCUGUUUUGCAAACGGUGGGCCUACCACAUGGAUGGGUAUUCAUACAAGUCCAUUGGGGUCCGACAUGGUAGGCUACACCCUAGUAAGCACGAGCUGACGUCUUUUUUUGGUCUUGUCCGGCUGUCGUUUUUAAAAAAGUUUUACACAUCGUAUGCUUACCACAUACAGUAGAUGUGCAUUCAUAAAAUUACAUUUCAGGCACGCUGUAGGCUAUACCUCAGUAAGCACGGACCAACGGCAACGCCUUUUGGACGUCUUUUUUUUGGGUGCAGUUCAGGACCAGCUUUGAUCUCCACUUCCACGGACAUUGGUUUUUGGUCCGGACCAAAUCUGAACCAAUCAUAGAUGUUUAUGUUUUGUUCAGAUGUUGUCCAAUCUGCACCAGCCUUGAUUUGGUAAAUUACUUAUUUUCUACUUUCAUUCAGAACCGAAAAUGAACUUGAUUUCAACGUCCGGAAAAAACGUAUGUUCAGCGUCCUGGAAAAUAUAUAUUUUAAACAUACGGAAAUACCUUUUUAUGGAGGACUAAAAGUGCCACAAUUAAAUAAAUAAAUACACCAUUAAAUAAUUACUUAAAUGUGUCAUUAAUUAAAUUAGAAUUAAAUACAUAAAUGUGUUAUUAAAUGUGUCAUUAAUUAAUUCAAAUACCGAUUCAUUUUAUGUAAAAUACAUAUAUAAUAAUUUCACUAUUUACAUUUACAUUUCAUGGUCCUGCGUUGGAGUGCUUCCUGAAUUACUUAAAACUGUCAAACUGACCCAUCAAAAGUUGGUAGGCGGAACCUAACGCCUGAUUGGUUACCCUCUGCAUCAAGCCAAGACAAAUCAAUUCCGGAUAAUGUCAGCAGGUCCUGCUUCUACAUCCUCUGCUAAGUUUAAAAUGUCUCUAACCAACUCCCUGGAAAGUUCACGGAGAUCCUCCAUUGUCUCUAUCCAGGUUGGCCUACUCUACUUCAGACCAAAGCAAUGGAUCAGACUAGAUUCGCGUUAGCCCCGCCCACUGACUUUGAUGGGUCAGUUUGACAGUUUUAAGUAAUUCAUGAAUCACUGCAAUGCAGGAUCAUGAAAUGUAAAUGUAAAUAGUGAAAUUAUUAUAUAUGUAUUUUACAUACAAUGAAUCGGUAUUUGAAUUAAUUAAUGACACAUUUAAUUACACAUUUAUGUAUUUAAUUCUAAUUUGAAUUAAUUAAUGACACAUUUAAGUAAUUAUUUAAUGGUGUAUUUAUUUAUUUAAUUGUGGCACUUUUAGUCCUCCAUACCUUUUCACCUUUCAUUUAGAACCUAAAUUGUACUUUCUAUUCAACGUCAUUUUGCUUAUUGGGACUAUUGUAGUUUUGCGGGGGCUGCAUUUUUUGGUCUCCCUAUGGCGGCAGAAUGACAAAGAUAGACCCUGGCUAUAGGUCAGGCCCUAUUGUGCCCUAUUCGGACCGGAUUAGUUUUACUGGGGGAGGUCGGGUAAUGUAAUUAUGUGCACGAGCACAAAACACAUCUGUAAUUUUAGUCCCGUCUGAAUCUGCCAUGUCAGUCAUUUUUACAUGGCAGGAGAGUAACAAUUCCAGCCAGAAUAACCUACUGUUUUUUUGGCGAACUGCAAUGUAGUCUGAUAAUACUAGUCCUGUGCGAAUUGACAUCCCUGUAUUUUGAGAGAAAUGUCUGAGUUUUACAUGUUGCUCGCGGUUUGCGCAAGAAAACAGUAACUGAUUCGAUAAAUUGAGCUAAGUGCUGCGCAUAAGCUAUAUAUGAAUGGCCUACAUGUAGUCUAUCUACUUUCACAGUGAAUUAUUUUGUUUAUAUGUUUUGUGCGUAUGAAUUGAAUAUUGCCAAAUGCAUCAGUAAAAAUUAUUGAGCCUAUUUAAUGCAACCCUUGCUAUUAAUAGAUCGCAAAGCAGCAGCAUACAACUGACCAAAACGGUUGGAAAUGAGAAGUUAACUUUCUAUCCAUAGCUUUAAAAUGCAUCUCAAGUGCAAUUGCACUGUUUAGCUCACAUCUGAAGGCUGUGGGGCAUUUUAAGACGUACAGCAGAUCACUAAAAUAUUAUAAUGUGUAUGACACUUCCUCAAUUCAAAUAUUAUGGCGACGCUAUAGUAAAUAUGGUUUGGUAUGGUUUAGAAACGUGUGAACCAAGCUUGAGUUAUCAGUGUGGCCCGAUCACCGGGAAAUGUUGAAAUACUGAAUAAUAUCUUCACGCCUAGAAUAAAUACCUCCAGGCUUCGGUCACAACUGUCAAUUUAUUGGGAACAAAGCACGUCUGAGCCUGGCCCGGCACAAUCAAAUAAAUUGCUGGUCGGACUCCGUCUAUUCAUUUGUGUUUUUUAAUUAUUUUAAUCAAACCGUGUGCUUAAAGCAUCAGACAAGCUCUGAAUAUAGUUGACUUGAUUAAAACGCAGAAGAUGUGUCAAUAUAUGGGAAAAUACACGUUAAAAAAAUAAAAAAAUCGAUUGGUCGAAAGAAUAGACGACUUUUAGUCGACCAAUAUUUUUAUUUUGUCGGGGACAGCCCUAGUGUGCAAUGUUGUUGAGUUUGGCGGUCUUAGUAAAAAAGAAAAUAUGUGCAGUGUGUUGUGGAGUUGAUGGAUAUGUGUGUGUUCUGGUCCACAGCGUACAUGGAGAGGCCUCAACUGAUCCGAGCCAAGGUCCCCAUCCUCAAAUUCAGAGACAAAGUCAGGUGGGUCGAAACCUCUAUCAAUGACUUUUUCUUUGUAUUUUUGCUUUUCCCAAAUGCAAUGCAUUUAGGCUUAGCAGGCAGAGGCAACACAGGCAAGGAAAGUCUCCUUGAGAGAAACUUUCAGAGGAACCACUCUUGAGGGGGAGCCAAUAUUCCUCUUGCUGACUGGGUAGAAUGGUAGAGGUUCUCGUUCACACAGUACUCGGGUGUUAAAGUUCUCAGUCACUGAGAAUUGGUCAAACUUGCAGUUUAUUAUGGUGCAGUGUACAAAAUGAUCCUCUUUCCCUAAAAGCGUGAUGGUCAUUACUUUUUUACAUGAAAGGGGAGGUUAACUUGGCCACAGACAAUCGAUCUGAGAGACUUACAUUUCAGUCAUGGGAUAAUAAAAAUGUUUAACCCCUGAAUACUGCUGUGCAUCAAAUAUUUCUUUAUAGACGUAAUAAAUAUUGACAUGUUACUAAUGGUCUAUUUCCACAGUAGUACAGUACAUGGGUAAUGAACUGGGUAUAUCAGGGAUGGGCAACUUUGAUGGGGGUGGGGGCCACAAAAAACUAAUCAUGAGGGCUGCAGUUGCUCGCGGGUCUACGUACCCACAUUUUUGGGCCGGAGAAAUUGAGCCGAGGACCUUCAAAAGGGGGAGGCCACCAGUUGCCCAUCCCUGGGGUAUAUCAAAUAUUUCUCUAUAAAAAGCUAUUUCUCUCUUCCCUUCUCUCCAGUGGAGUGGAGUUUGAUCUGAACGUAAACAACACUGUAGGGAUCAGAAACACCUUCCUGCUGAGAAGUUACGCUGACGGUAAGGACACACACACACACACACAACCUGUCGCCUCUCACCCUCACCUGGUUACUGGUGAAACUAAAUAAUCAGUUUGUGGUUGACACUAAAACUGGCGAUCUAAAUUAGGUCUGCCUGGGACUGUUUUCUUCAUCUCGAUCCUGCUGCUUUUCUUACCGCACUCGCCCGCUCCCAGCGGACUUCUUGCCUGACUCCCACCUGCUCCGCAAGAACUGGUCCUGAACCCAACCUCAGUCCCGCAAUGUUAUUUUAGGUGUAUGUGACGCAGCUCACGUUGCAGCCUCGGUCCCAGCAAUUUUGCCACCCUAGGCAAGAUCAAAAUGUACAAAAAUAGGUUAAAAUACCAGAGAUUCUCGUGUGGCCCAUUGUAUUAUUGGGCUAUAUCAGCAGUGUUUUCCCUAGGAUUUCUUUUAGCUGCUUGGUGAAUGGCAUGGUCUUCACAUCUUUUUUUUUUAGAGGCCUUCCUUUUGGCCGCAGAGAAUAGACUUUCAGAGAAUGGUGAAAAAAUGCAUGCUGAGGGCAAAAAGAUCCACUCUACAAAUUAUUACUAACCCAAACACAGUGGGGCACAAUGAGGGCCUUCUACGCCUUCAGAGAAGAGCUAAAGAUUUAUAAAAUUAUAAUGAUAUUGUUAUUUUCCAUGAUGUUCUGAUUUAAUGUCUGAAAAUAUCCAUUUUAGAUAGAAGGCAUCUGCCAUUCAACUGUAUUAGGGAAACUCAUUUUUUGUUGACAGUGGAAUCAACUAAUCACAUUUUUACUUGUAAUAGGUGUGACCGUUUUAACAAAAACUUCUGCUUUCUUGAAGGCCAACAGGUCUGAAAAUAUAUGUAGUCCUGCUGUGUGGCAUUUCGAGAAGGCUCUAUGUGAUACUGAUUGCACUAUACAUUUUUGUGCGUGUAGAUAUGGUUGUCCUUGUUCGAUAGAGCCAUUGGACAACUUUCAGCAAUGUUCCUAUCAGCGGGUUCAUUGCAAAAUAUACAAGCUGACAAAUUUUUUCCAUUUCCAGUCUGAACUGGUGUGGGGCGGUGCUUCGUGCUCUGGCCCUGUCCCCCAAGGCAGGCUUUUUUGAAAGGGAGGCGACACUAACAACACAAUCCUUUGGGCUAAACUGAAAGAACUGACCAGACCACAAAGGCUUCAAGUGAUUCCUCUCAUCAACAUGAAUUUGACGAUGGAGCAUUUAUUUUUAUCUACAUGGUGACAUUCAACCGUCCAUGUUUCUAAGAGUUGGAUUUGGCAAGAAGCUCCGCUACAGCUGAUGCCAGCACCAAUAGGGCAGAUGACAAAUACGGUGGUAAGUUAUUUUUCCUGCAAGCCAUCUAGCUAGCUAACUUUAGUUUAUCUACUGAAACCCAUAUUGGUUAUUGCUAGCUAACAUACUACUGUGUUACAGUGGGGGGAAAUCAAAUUAAUUUAGGUAGGUAGCUAAGUUAACUAAACAACUACAGGUAGCCAUAUCUGUGAUAAAAAAUAGAAGAGGUUUUACAAUCGGAGAUCCUAUUGUAUCUCGAUUGUGAAACCUUUUCUCUUUUUAGCCGUAGAUAUGACUAAUAAACAACAAGCUAUAACAUUUCAACCAUCCACCUAAAGCUAAGUUUACCAGCAAACGUUAGCACACGACUGGAGUUGGCUAGCUAGUUAGCCUGGCACCUGCUAACUCGUUAGUAUGCGCCAGGCCUCCCGUUUUUAACUUUUUAGGAAAUGUGUAACAUCAGCAUCUGUAAAUAGUUUUACUAGCUAGCUAUGUAACAUAAUUGACAAAGGUUGACAUUGGUUAUGAUUAUGACCAUGGAUGCAUUUCAAAAUCACAAUAUGAUAGGCAUGACGCAAGACAGGAUUCCAAACAGAUGUAAAUAUCCAUAAUUGGCUAUCCAGCAAGCUAGCUAGCUAAGUUUACUAGCGAACAGUGAGGAGAAACAAUAAUUACAAUUUAACUGUUAUAAAGCUGGUUUUACUAUACAAAUAUUUGACUAAGCAUGCCUGUUAGACAUGGCUGUAGCUAGAUACUGUCUGCCUACCUUCCUUGGUACAUUUGCACAGUCUGGUCACUGGGCAAACUUUGAGGGUUAUGCCGUAUUUCUUUCUAUUAGGCUAGAUAUUGUUUUAAAUGUAAUCUCUGUGCCAAUGCACAUGUAAGCAUGUUUAACUAGUCUACCCUAAUUGGUGUUAUGCUUGCACAGUUCAACUCUCAUUCAAACUGUGCAAAGGAGUAUAAUUGUAUUAUCUUUUUUUGUUUUGCAGACUGCUGUGUGGUGCCUGGGCUUCUUUCUGGAGUGGAAUCUUGGAGGAAAAACAGAAUUCCUUUGCCUGCGUGUUAUUGUAGCAGAUCUGUAUCCCUCUCGAUGGAUUGGACAUUAUGUUGGAUUUCAAGCAGAAGAUGGCUCAAGAGCUGAAUGGCAGUUUGAUCAUGACAACACUCCUCCCACAGCUUUACAAGUGUUCCCUGAAUUUACUGUAUGUUUCUUUGGAAUGGCAAUUUCAUAAUGACAACCUAUCCUGUCAUCUGCUGAACACCCGUUCUCUUAGCUACAGAUUGUUACACCAGAUAAUGUGAUUUAACCAAAGAUUUUUGGUAUCCAUGACUGGGAGUUACACAAUAGGUACUGUUUGGUGUUGCAGAGAAUUUGCAACCAACAUUGGUGACGCUUUCUUCAUCCUCGAUUCGUGGAAACAGGAGUCUCAUAAAAUGUAUGUCCAGUUGCAGAGGGUCAGUUUGAAUUCAGUUAUUAAAAUAAAUACUUUUUUUGCUCCAUCGACGUGUAUGCCGCCAUCUUGUCUAUUUCAAGUAUUUUCUAAUUGAUUGAGACAGUUGUCUGUCAUCCUGACAUGCGGAACUUUGGGGUGGACACUCGCCUGUCUCGAUCAAUGAGAGAAGACUUGAAAAAGAUAAGAUGGCGGCGUACACUGUUGGACUAUUUCAUGGAGCAAAAAAAUAUUUAUUUUAAAAACUGAGCAUUUUCUAAAUUCAUACGGACCCCCCUGCAACUGGACAUAGACAUUUUAUGAGACUCCUGUUUCCAUGACUCGAGGACGAAGACGGCAUCGCCAAGAUUGGUCAAAUUCUGUGCAACACCAAACAGUACCUAUCCCUGUAAGAUACCAGAAAUCUUUGGUUAAAUCACAUUAUCUGUUGUAACAAUCUGCAGCUACAGUUCUCUGCACUUUACUACACCUGAGACACACUGAACUGUACUACACUGUUCAGACUGUAUUUUUUUGUUACUUUUAUCAUAUAACAUUAAUGUUGAAUACCCAGUUCUCUUUUUGAGUUGGCAUAAAAUAUUGUAUACUCCCCUGUAUUUUAGAUUUUGACAAAUAAACAUUAUUUGGAUAUAUCUGAAUGUCUAACAUCUGUUUAAUGUUACAGAGCCCUGUACUGCUUAGUGCCUUCGGAAAGUAUUCAGACCCCUUGACUUUUUCCAUAUUUUAUGUUACAGCCUUUUUCUAAAAACAAAAAUCUAAAAUCUACACACAAUACCCCGUAAUGAAAGAGCAAAAACAGGUUUUUAGAAAUGAUUGCUCAUUUAUGAAUAUAGAAAUGGAAAUAUUAGAUUUACAUAAAGUAUUCAUACCCUUUACUCAGUACUUUGUUGAAGCACCUUUGGCAGCGAUUACAGCAUCGAUUCUUCUUGGCUAUGACACUAAAAGCUUAGCAUGCCUGUAUUUGGGGAGUUUCUCCCAUUCUUUUCUGCAGAUCCUCUCAAGCUCUGUCAGGUUGGAUGGGGACCGUUGCUGCACAGCUAUUUUCAUGUCUCUCCAGAGAUGUUCGAUCGGGUUCAAGUCCGGGCUCUGGCUGGGCCACUCAAGGACAUUCAGAGACUUGUCCCGAAGCCACUCCUGCGUUGUCCUGGCUGUGCUCUUCGGGUCAUUGUCCUGAUGGAAGGUGAACUUUCGCCCCAGUCUGAGGACCUGAGCGCUCUGGAGUAGGUUUUCAUCAAGAAUCUAUAAUAUAAAUAUAAUAUGCCAUUUAGCAGCCGCUUUUAUCCAAAGCGACUUAGUCAUGCGUGCAUAUUAUUUUUUUUUGUGUAUGGGUGGUCCCGGGGAUCGAACCCAUUACCUUGGCAUUACAAGCGCUGUGCUCUACCAGCUGAGCUACAGAGGAUCUCUCUGUACUUUGCUACGUUCAUCUUUGCCUCGAUCCUGACUAGUCUCCCAGUCCCUGCCGCUGAAAAACAUCCCCACAGCAUGAUGCUGCCAACAUCAAUCUUCACCUCCAGACGUGACGCUUGGCAUUCAGGCCAAAGAGUUCAAUAUUGGUUUCAUCAGACCUGAUGCUCUUGUUUCUCAUGGUCUGGUCUUUAGGUGCCUUUUGGCAAACUCCAAGCGGGCUGUCAUGUGCCUUUUACUCAGGAGUGGCUUCCGUCUGGCCACUCUACCAUAAAGGCCUGAUUGGUGGAGUACUGCAGAGAUGGUUGUCCUUCUGGAAGGUUCUCCCAUCUCCACAGAGGAACUCUGGAGCUCUGUCAGUGACUAUCGGGUUCUUGGUCACUUCCCUGACCAAGGCCCUUCUGCCCCGAUUGCUCAGUUUUGCCGGGCGGCUAGCUCUAGGAAGAGUCUUGGUGGUUCCAAACUUCUUCCAUUUAAGAAGGAUUGAGGCCGCUGUGUUCUUGGACCUUCAAUGCUGCAGAAAUGUUUUGGUACUCUUCCCCAGAUCUGUGCCUUGACCUGAGCUCAAUUUCGACUCUCAUAGCAAAGGGUCUGAAUAUUUAUGUAAAUAAGGUAUUUUUAUUUUUAAUGCAUUUGCAAAAACAAUGAAAAACCUGUUUUCACUUUUUUAUUAUGUGGUAUUGUGUGUAGAUUGAUGAGGAUUUUUUAUUUAUUUAAUCCAUUUUAGAAUAAGGCUGUAACGUAAGAAAGUGGAAAAAGUUAAAGGGUCUGAAUACUUUCUGAAGGCACUGUAAAUACAUUCUGUGAAUCCAUAAAGGCAAACACAUUUUGAGGCUUGAUCGAAAAUAUCCAUAUUUAUUUUAUGGUCCUUUAUCCGGCUUCGGUACACUGGCAAAGGUGUUUGGCGUGGUGGGUUGUUAAAGCAGAGUGCUUGUGGCGAAUGGUGUUGUCCCGGUGUACGGCCAGCUGGAUAAGACUGCCAUAAGUGGUGUAGGACCUCUUGCAGAAGAUUUGCUGGUACUGCACAUCUCCUGGAAAGACAUGGUUGUGGUGUUUAAAAUUUUACACUUUUUGUGGAAGGGGCAUAGGGCAACACUCCUUUUUUGGUAACGGUGUCAACUGAUUGGGACCUAAGUGUUAGACACAGACUAGUGUUUUCUUUAGGGACAUAGGGAUCUGCUUUUGAGAGGAACGAUAAGGCAACAAAGUGAAUGGGCUGGGGGGGCUGCAGAAGGUGUGAAAAGUCUUAGGAGGAGAGUUCUUACACAGUAUGUUUUGUUGUGGAUGGGAGAUUGAAAAAGGCGCCAUUUCUCCUCAAUCGUUCUCAUACACAUUACAUUUACUGUCUCUUAAGCACAACCAAAAACCCCUUCCUCAAGCCCAUUGACUUUGACAGAUCAUUCAUGUCAAUAGUAGCAGGGGAUUUUUGUAGACGUGUCCUUGAAUUGUGUGUUGAGAAUUUGCAGAGAAGAAUGAGGUGGUUGUGUCAUUAGUGUUGUCUUGAUUUUAGACCUGUCAGUGUCCCUGGCUCGUUUUUGUCCCACAAUCUUGUUGUGCUCCAUAACCGCUGUCCCCCCCCCCCCCCUCAUGCUUGUGUACCCAAAAUGCCACCGCUUUGGGGUAUCUUUCAGUAGGGUCCGUGGAAGGACUCCAGAUAACCUGAGUUUUACAAAAAGAAAAGGUAAAAAGAGUAAAGGGGUAGACUAAAUUGAUUACAUUGGCUGGAUGGUACUCUGUGGUCCUCAGGCUACAUCUAACCACAUGCAACCCCAUAACACAAACACUACCAAAUUCAUGUUUAUACCAUGCUUACUGUAAAUUGAGCUAUCUUUUCCGUCAGCUUAUCUUUUGCCUACUUACCUUCACCUUGUGCAGAGCUUGGGGUUGGAAACACAUGCUGUUGGAAUCAGAUGAUGUACCAUCUAUAACAGAACACACAACAAUACACAAUUUAACCACCUCACUAAUUGUGUUGAUCUCUAUUAGACUGGCUAGCUUAGCACACCUAACAUGGACAUUUCAAUAUUGUCAGCUUGCUGUUAGCUAGUUAGCGUCACUAAAUUGGCAGCAAGAUUACUAGCAGGCUGAGAACCAACUAACCAUAGACAAUUUAUACACAUUCAUAAUUACUACCAACACACCGAGAGUGCGUUAACUAUAUUGACAAUUCUAUUUUUACUAACAGUGUUUUCCAGACAAGGGUGGAAUAGAUGGCUACCAGAUUGAGUUACUCUUAUUUGUUAACUAGCUUACGUUAGUCAAAGAUAGAUCGAACGGACAGACAUGUUUACUCAGCUGAAGGUAGCUACCAGUCUAGCAGUGACUAAUUGAUUUAACAGUGUAUCAAAAAGAUAGCUAGCUACAGUGCAUUUGGAAAGUAUUCAGACCUCUUGACCGUUUCCACAUUUUGUUACGUUACAGCCUUAUUCUAAAAUGGAUUAAAUAAAUAAAAAAUCCUCAUCAAUCUACACACAAUACCCCAUAAUAACAAAGUGAAAACAAAUGUAUUAAAUAGAAAAAACAGAUACCUUAUUUACAUAAAUAUUCAGACCCUUUGCUAUGAGAGUCGAAAUUGAGCUCAGGUGCAUCCUGUUUCCAUAGAUCAUCCUUGUUGUUUUUACAACUUGAUUGGAGUUCACCGGUAGUAAAUUCAAUUGAUUGGACAUGAUUUGGAAAGGCACACACUUGUCUAUAUAAAGUCCCACAGUUGACAGUGCAUGUCAGAGCAGAAACCAAGCCAUGAGGUCGAAGGAAUUGUCCGUAGAGCUCCGAGACAGGCUUGUGUUGAGGCACAGGGAAGGAUACCAAAAAAGGCAGGACUGUGUCGGCACAGAUCUAGGGAAGGGUACCAAAAAGAUUCUGGAGUAUUGAAGUUCCCCAAGAACACAGUGGCCUCCAUUCUUAAAAGGAAGAAGUUUGGAACCUCAAAGAUUCUUCCUAGAGCUGGCCGCCCGGCAAAACUGAGCAAUCGGGGGAGAAGGGCCUUGGUCAGGAAGGUGAUCAAGAACCCGAUGGUCAUUCUGACAGAGCUCCAGAGUUCCUCUCUGGAGAUGGGAGAACCUUCCAGAAGGACAACCAUCUCUGCAGCACUACCUCAGACUGGGGCGAAUGUUCACCUUCCAACAGGACAACGACCCUAAGCACACUGCCAAGACAAUGCAGGAUCGGCUUCGGGACAAGUCUCUGAAUGUCCUUGAGUGGCCCAGCCAGAGCCCAGACUUGAACCCGAUCGAACAUCUCUGGAGAGACCUGAAAAUAGCUGUGCAGCGAUUCUCUCCUUCCAACCUGACAGAGCUUGAGAGGAUCUGCAGAGAAGAAUGGGAGUAACUCUCCAAAUACAGGUGUGCCAAGCUUGUAGCAUCAUUCCUAAUAAGACUCGAGGCUGCAAUCGCUGCCAAAGGUACUUCAACAAAGUACUGAGUAAAUGGCCUGAAUACUUAUGUAAAUGUGGUUUUUCUGUGGUUUAAAAAAAAAACUAAUUUGCAAAAAUGUCUAAAACCAGUUUUUGCUUUGUCAUUAUGGGGUAUUGUGUGUAGAUUGAUGAAGGAAAAAAAUAAGUCUAACGUAACAAAAUGUGGAAAAAGGGAAAUGGUCUGAAUACUUUCUGAAUUCACUGUAAGUGACUCAAAACAUAAUCAAAUCAAAUGGUGUCCCAUGCUAUGAAAUUUUUUGAAUUAGAUUUUUAGAUUUUUGUUCUGAAAUAUGAUCUCAUUUAAACAUACCGUAUAUAGCUCCAUUUAUAUUUUCAACAUACUGUAUAUCUGGUUUUAGUCUUAAGCUUACACUGAAAACAUUUAAUCCCAAAGUUGUCUGUCUGACCACCCGCUCCCACAUAAUCUGUCUGGGCCCCCCCGCGUCCUCUCUAAUCUAAACUGUGUUUACUGUGGGUAUUAUCCUUUCUAUUCAGAUGAUUUUCUAGAGUAACCACAGAACUGCACUACCACAUUACGCCACUCACACAUGAAUAAUAUCAGAAACAGAUAAUUUAGGUGAAAGUCACUUUUCAAUAAGGAGCAUUUCUAACCCUGUUACGCACAAUGUGCUGGACAUGUGUUCUCUAUGUUAAACUGCUGUACUAGCCUCAGCUCUCUCUGUCUCUGUAGCUGAGCGGCGUGUGCGUCCCAUCAUUCUGGUGAUUAAGAGGUGGGCCAGACAUCACGGGAUAAACGAUGCCAGCAAAGGAACACUCAGCAGCUACACUCUAGUACUGAUGGUACUACACUACCUUCAGAGUGAGUGAACGCACAAACACAUACAUACACACACACACACACACAGUGCUCAUGGUCCUGCACUAACUGCGAUAUACCUCUGACAUUCCUUUGUCCAUGGAAACCACUACACUGUUUAACCCAGUGUGCAUGUCUCUACAGCUCUGCCUGAACCAGUCAUUCCCUCUCUGCAGAAGGAAUAUCCGGUAAGGGAAUUAACAUUGACUCUUAACCCUAUCAGUCCCGAGACCCCAGCAAAAAUUCGCAUUUUCAUUAUUUGACUUUCAUUUAUCUGCAUGCCCUUAUAUUUAGCCUCACAAUUAAGUGUUUUACCAUUUUAUUUUCAGGACAACCAGGUCUACAAGUAGAACACACAACUAUUUGACAAACGGUUGCAUUCAUGAGAUUUUUUGACAAAUGUCAAUAUAAAUGAAUUUCUAUGAAUGCUGUAAGGACAGAUUGUUUGCUCAGUGGGAAAUGAAUAUCCAACUAGUCAGUGACAACUGUGUGGAGUCUGGUGUUCCUAGGAUGUUCUAUGAAGAAGAAACCCUUACUUUCUAAUGACUCUUUGUGUUGCUUGUGAGCGUAAUAGAGCCAAACGUGUAUUUGUGAGAGUCAGCUUUUCAUAGUUUGUAGCUCAAACCAUUACGUACUGUACAGACGUUUUUGUAAAAAGACCCGUCCCAGGUUCCCUAAGGGAUCUGCCCUUGUCUCACAAACACAGCUGUAGUUCAGCCCUCGUUAAUCACACAGAUUAAUGGUUGGUAGCAACGGAUGCAGAAGAAAUAGAAGUCAACACACACAAUGUUUAAAAGGGGUUAAAGUCCAAAACCCGCCGGCGUUGCAGUGAAUAGACAACAAAGGCUAUAUUAACUCCGAUGUACACACCAAUGGGUGUCAUAACCAGCCAUACAAUAACGCAAUAUGUCACAACAGGUGUAAAUAUAUGGGUCAUGACACGGUUAUGUCAGCUGUUAUGACAUUCUGACAUAUUAUUUUUGCCAAAUUCCAUUUUGUCUAUUUGUUUUUUCAGGUUUUGUAUUUCCCCCAGUUUUUUCAGGUUUUCACUCUCCAAAUCACACUAAAUCAAAUCAAAUUUUAUUGGUCACAUGCGCCGAAUACAACAGGUGCAGACAUUACAGUGAAAUGCUUACUUACAGCCCUUAACCAACAGUGCAUUUAUUUUAAACAAAAAAGUAAGAAUAAAACAACAACAAAAAAGUGUUGAGAAAAAAAGAGCAGAAGUAAAAUAAAGUGACAGUAGGGAGGCUAUAUAUACAGUAAAAUAAAGUGACAGUAGGGAGGCUAUAUAUACAGGGGGGUACCGUUGCAUUGUCAAUGUGCGGGGGCACCGGCUAGUUGAGGUAGUUGAGGUAAUAUGUACAUGUGGGUAGAGUUAAAGUGACUAUGCAUAAAUACUUAACAGAGUAGCAGCAGCGUAAAAAGGAUGGGGUGGGGGGGCAGUGCAAAUAGUCCGGGUAGCCAUGAUUAGCUGUUCAGGAGUCUUAUGGCUUGGGGGUAGAAGCUGUUGAGAAGUCUUUUGGACCUAGACUUGGCACUCCGGUACCGCUUGCCGUGCGGUAGCAGAGAGAACAGUCUAUGACUAGGGUGGCUGGAGUCUUUGACAAUUUUGAGGGCCUUCCUCUGAAUAGAAAAACAACUACAUUGGCUGUUCUAAAUCCACAACAAUGCUUAAACUACAUCAGGAGACUACUUUUGUGGUCUGGGAAAAAAAUCUAAUAAAGUAAGAGACGUGUUUGGCUAGCGAUGUUUCUGUACUACACGCGAUGCCCCCCCCCCGAUUGAUCAUCAUGAUAUCAUUCUGCCAGCUAGGCCUACUUUGCAGUCAACAUUUAAUUCGAAACGUUUUUGGAAAGCCUUUAGAAAUACGUUUUUCAGCAUGCCAUCUGGCUACAAAACACAAACGAGCGCAUUCCCAAUGCCGUGACUUCUUCGGAAAGUUGCAGGAAAUAUGAAUGACUGAUGCUUGCUCUAUGAAAAACUAGUGGAAUUUAACUACAUUCUAAUAAGUUCAAAACAUUUAAUAGAUUUUCUACUAAGUAAAAAAAAAAAAAGAUGUAUUGUUCAAUUCCGUUUUAUUGUCUGGAUUCCGCGAUUCCGUCCUGUGUUUUUUUGGGGGGCGGGGGGUUUGUUGCAAAACUUUUUGCUACGGUGCAAAACAAUUUCCAACGGUGUCGCUGAUGAAUACAUCCCUGCUGUUUCAGGAUUCUUUCCGUCCCUCCAUGGACAUCCACCUGGUGCCUGAAGGUCCUAGAGACAUCCCCCCCUACUCCUCGUCCAACCAGGCCUCCCUGGGAGAGCUGCUGCUGGGCUUCCUCAAGUACUACGCCUCUGUCUUUAGGUAAUACUGCUCAAAUAUUCCUGAAGUACUUUCUUCAGGUAUGAGCCUUCAAAUAAUCCUCAAACUCGUACUACAGCAAUGUCAUCA